GUCUACGAGCUCUCUAUAUAUUAGUUUCCUUGUCUCCCAAGGAUUGUUUUAGUUCUUCGUUUUUUUUUUAGCAGAUUAAUAAUAAGUUAAAAGGGCACCAAAAAUGGCAGAUGUCUGGCAAGACUGCAUGAACUUUGGGAUCUCAAUUGCAUCAAGUGCAAGACAGACUAUUCUUGAGGCUUCUAAAAGCAAGAAGACUGUGAUGUUGAAAAGUUCUCCAGUGGAUCUGGUGACUGAAACUGAUCACAAAAUUGAGGAGAUGAUUAUAUCUUCAAUCAAAGAGAAGUACCCAACUCAUAGUUUUAUUGGUGAGGAAUCUGUUGCUUCUGGAGAAACAUGCACCCUGACUGAUAACCCCACCUGGAUUAUUGACCCAAUUGAUGGAACUACAAACUUUGUGCACAGGUUUCCAUUUGUUGCCAUUUCAAUUGCCUUUGCUGUUAACAAGCAGACGGAGUUCGGGAUAGUUUACAGCUGUGUGGAAGAUAAACUCUACACUGCCCGAAAAGGAAAAGGUUCUUUCUGCAAUGGAGUGCAAUUGCAGGUCUCUGGACAGGAGGAUAUAACACAAUCACUUGUUGUGACUGAAAUUGGAACUCAACGAAAGGAAGAUGUUCUGAAAACACUAACCUCAAACAUCUUCAAGCUGCUGAAGAUCCCAGUUCAUGGUAUCCGUGCUGUUGGUACUGCUGCGGUGGACAUGUGCCUGGUAGCCACAGGAGGAGCUGAUGCUUACUACCAUAUUGGGAUGCAUUGCUGGGACAUUGCUGCUUCUGCUAUUAUUGUAACAGAGGCUGGUGGUGUGGUGCUUGAUACUGAUGGUGGCGAGUUUGAUCUGAUGUCCAGAAAGGUUAUUGCAGCGAGUAGCAGAGCUGUCGGAGAGAGGAUUGCCCGAGAGAUUGAAGCCUUUCCCUGUGAGAGGGAUGAUGGGAAGCCCCAGGGUGUGAGUGGGAAUGUAAAUGGUCAUCCCAGUGGGGAAAAAUGAUGUACCCUUGCUUUAUAAAUGUGAAACUUUGACAAGAACUUUCAGGUUUUCACUAAAUAAAGAUCUAUAUUGGAAGGAA
This is a messenger RNA of Lepisosteus oculatus (spotted gar), 1064 nucleotides long. RefSeq names its product inositol monophosphatase 1-like. Gene Ontology annotation, molecular function: inositol monophosphate 1-phosphatase activity. Gene Ontology annotation, biological process: inositol metabolic process; signal transduction; phosphatidylinositol phosphate biosynthetic process. The record is from RefSeq and is a predicted model, not a curated record. Lineage: Eukaryota; Metazoa; Chordata; Actinopteri; Semionotiformes; Lepisosteidae.